AAUUAGGCAGCUCACUCUGAAAAAGAAUACUUCAUUGAUGAAUUCAUGAGCUUUUCUUGUUGAUUUUGUUGAGUCUUUUAUUUCUACUUUGAGGUUUGAUCUCCAGCGCGAAAUGGCAUUGAGAAUUUUGACGAAAAUCCAACUAGCACUUCUUAAUCAAAUGUUGAAAAAGGGUUUAGUGAAUAAUGAAUUUGAACAUUUGAUGAUUGCUAAGAGGGCACAAAAUCCUCAAUUUGUAAUACAAACAAUUGAGGAAUAUGGUGCUGAAGUGGAGGCUAUUAUGUCGCAGAUGAAAAAUGACAUUGAUAUUCCUGAUGUUGAUUUUUCUCAUUUGGUUGCAUUAUGCGACCUUGUCAGAGAGAAAAGUACAAGGAUUGGUGCUGCGCAAGUGAAUUCUGCAUGUAUGCUUCUCGUUCGUGCUUGUGAGCAAAGAAACAAAAAGAAGUUUUCCCAAACCUUGGAGUUGUUAAGGAAUGAUUUCUCAACUACUCAAAGCCAAUUGGAAGGUUAUGCUCGGAUGGAGAGAAGGAUUAUCAUAGUGCAAAGGGGUCAAGUUGGAAGCUCAAGUUCUUAAAGGAAAAUAUUUCAAAUUAUGUUAUAUGUAUUUUGGAAUAUUUGAGGUCCAUGUGUGUCAUUGUAUUUGGUUCAAGAUAAGAGUUGUUUAUUUACUUCUAUGAUAAGUAUUUCACUAUGGACUUUUAGUUUAUCAUGGUUGACAGAAACUAGUUGCCUUUAUUUAUUCAAACCAACAUGCAACCUAU
This is a messenger RNA of Lycium barbarum (goji berry), 761 nucleotides long. Its product is annotated as histidine-containing phosphotransfer protein 1-like. Lineage: Eukaryota; Viridiplantae; Streptophyta; Magnoliopsida; Solanales; Solanaceae. Gene Ontology annotation, biological process: phosphorelay signal transduction system; cytokinin-activated signaling pathway; phosphorylation. Gene Ontology annotation, molecular function: histidine phosphotransfer kinase activity; protein histidine kinase binding. Gene Ontology annotation, cellular component: nucleus; cytoplasm. The transcript has 7 exons. Bases 113 to 574 code for a protein of 153 amino acids. The record is from RefSeq and is a predicted model, not a curated record.